AUGGGAGCUCUUCUCCUGAAGAAAAGUUCCGGAGGAGCUGCACCAUCCUGCCUUGACACUCCGCUAUCUUGUUUCAGAGCAUGCUUUUUCCCACAGAAUAUUUCUUGCACGCUCUCGCUGCGAAACUGCCUUAUCGGCCUAUUGGUGCUGUUCAACAUCGCCCUCAGCAUCUCCAUAGCGCGCGAAUUCGAGAGCGCGAUGGCUCAGCGUCCUCCUCCCCACUCCUCCUACUCAUGGAUCGAGGAUGACAUCCCUGACACCCUCCACAUACCAAACCCGCGCCCGCGCGUCGCCAUGAACCUCGAAGACUCCGUCCACUUCGCGCGCGGGGCCCCUAACGCCUCCCUCGCUUGGAUGUACAGCAUAUCACCGACGCGCUCGCUCCAGGGCGACGUGCACUACGGCUCCGCCGACCGCGGUCUCAACGCGCUUGUAUUUCACGAGCUCCACUGUCUCAACUGGGUGCGCCUUGCGCUUGAGGAAGAGGGCGUGCCCGCGCCCGGACUGGAGGAGUGGCACAUGACGCACUGCCUGAACAUGGUCAAGGACUUCACGCUUUGCGCGGCCGACAUCGAGCUCGAGCGGGGCCACAUAGCCGGGCGGAACUUCGAUGUGGAGAAGGACGGCGGGGAGCGGAGCUGCAUGGACGUGGAGGGUCUGUAUGGAUACAUGCAGGAACAGUGGGAGGAGUGGGACGGUGCUCGGCGAGCGCGGAGUAAGGUCCAGCCUAUGUCGUCUGAGGUACACUAG
Epithele typhae is the source of this 750-nucleotide messenger RNA. RefSeq lists its product as uncharacterized. Gene Ontology annotation, biological process: mycotoxin biosynthetic process. Lineage: Eukaryota; Fungi; Basidiomycota; Agaricomycetes; Polyporales; Epitheliaceae. The transcript has 2 exons. Bases 1 to 750 code for a protein of 249 amino acids. The record is from RefSeq and is a predicted model, not a curated record.